AUGGCCAACAUUACAAACACUAGGAUUCAUAAAGAAGAGCUUAGUGUCCCGGAAAAUAAGGUUGUAAACUCUGCACGUUCCUGGUUGGAAACACAUCCAGAGGCGAAGUGGGAGCAAGAAAAUUCCGGCACUAUUUAUAAAUGCGAGGAUGUUAAUUUAAAAAAAAUUAUAAUACCGCCUUUAGCCGAAGAGGGCAAUAUCUAUGGUUUUGGGGUACUAAAAAUGGACCCGUCAACAGCGCCUAUAGAUUAUGCAGGGGAUUUAUUACCAUUAUUGCCAAGCGAUGGCUGUAGUAUUAUUGGUGAUGAUAAUACUUCUUAUGGACUAGAGUUUGGGAAAAAGUUAUGUAUACCACAACCAGGCCGACGUAAGCUUCGUGUUGAAAAGGGAUAUGUUUUAUAUUUAUUAUGGAUUUUACGGACUAGAGGUGAUCAACGAGUUCAACAACAAAAUGCCUAG
Molecule: messenger RNA, 459 nt
Organism: Trichoderma asperellum CBS 433.97
Lineage: Eukaryota; Fungi; Ascomycota; Sordariomycetes; Hypocreales; Hypocreaceae
Source: RefSeq, a predicted model, not a curated record